AUGCACUCAACUCUCGUGCCAACUAUGCCUAGCGUUGGUCGUGUCCUUUUGCUUUCGCUGACGCUAUUGUCGUCCAGCUUGGCCUUGCGGUGUCGACUGUUCCAUGAGAUCUGGGAAGACGGACGUCUUCUCAGCAUCACUCCGGACACGUGCCACUCGUCAAAGUACUGCGUGGCUGCCCGUUACACCGAUCCUGAUUCAACCAAGAAAAAUGGCUACUCCAUGGGUUGCGACCGUGUCGAUUGCGGCAGUAUUGAGAUCAUCGGCUUCACUGGCUGGCGUCGCAAGUCGAACGGCAUGACCUGUCGGAAAAGCCGAGACUAUGGAAAAGACGGCGAAAUCUGCUGCUGCACCACGGAUAUGUGCAACGGUUCCACUCCUCGUUUUGCUUUACUUGCCUCUGUUCUCAGCUUCUUUUUGAUUGUUCAUGUUUUAUGA
This is a messenger RNA of Caenorhabditis auriculariae, 438 nucleotides long. The record is from the annotation of a GenBank genome assembly. NCBI's taxonomy places the organism in Eukaryota, Metazoa, Nematoda, Chromadorea, Rhabditida, Rhabditidae.